This is a messenger RNA of Chelonoidis abingdonii (Abingdon island giant tortoise), 2833 nucleotides long. RefSeq names its product nuclear receptor subfamily 1 group D member 1-like. Lineage: Eukaryota; Metazoa; Chordata; Testudines; Testudinidae. The record is from RefSeq and is a predicted model, not a curated record. Gene Ontology annotation, molecular function: RNA polymerase II cis-regulatory region sequence-specific DNA binding; zinc ion binding; nuclear receptor activity. Gene Ontology annotation, biological process: positive regulation of transcription by RNA polymerase II; negative regulation of transcription by RNA polymerase II; hormone-mediated signaling pathway.
UGUGUGUCAGUGGGGCAUGGCUCAGGCUGUGUCACAUGCAGUCAACACAUGAGCCGUCUGCGAAGGCAUGCCAGUGCCCGACUCCUCCGCUCCCCUCCUGGCUAGGAAACAAGCGCUUGCUAAUCCCUGAGUGAACAAGCAACCCUCACCCACAUAGAUACAGAGAAAUCGCCAACCUUAGCAGCCCCAAUUAGAAGCACGUGGAAGCGGCAAUCGUCACCGGGGCUGCCUUCUGGAAUCUAAAGGCAUUUGGGCAGCUAGCGGCUCAGGAGUGAAUACACCCGAAGGAACAGCAGAGGAGAAAGCUGGGGGGCCAAAGACAACCCCUCACCCCCACAGCCCCUGACACUCCUGCCUGCCUCUCCGAAAGGGUGAAAUUAAGGACAAGCAAGACAGAGAUCACCAUGGAUAACAGUCCUGGCGGCGUGAUCCUCUACGUGGGCUCUACGGCCGGCUCCAGCCCCACUCCGGGCAGCCCACCCGGCAGCUACCUGGUGCCCUCCCCACAGCACUCCCUGCCCUCAUCGUUGGAGGAGCUGACACUGACCGAGAUCGGGGUCAUCAAGCCGCAGGGCUCCAGCUCGCCAUCCUCACCUAAGGUGGCCUUCCAGUUCCCGGAAGGGGUCAGGUACCCCAGCAAGGGCCAGUCGCCCCCCACCCAGAGCAGAGUUGCUACGGCCAAGCAGAACAGCGUGACCGGCACCUUCACUAAGACGGGCGGGAUGGUGCUGCUGUGCAAGGUGUGCGGGGACAUCGCCUCCGGCUUCCACUAUGGCGUCCACGCCUGCGAGGGCUGCAAGGGCUUCUUCCGGCGCAGCAUCCAGCAGAACAUCAACUACAAGAUGUGCGUGAAGAAUGAGAACUGCAUGAUCAUGCGCAUGAACCGCAACCGCUGCCAGCACUGCCGCUUCAAGAAGUGCCUGGCCGUCGGCAUGUCCCGCGAUGCGGUGCGCUUCGGGCGCAUCCCCAAGCGGGAGAAGCAGCGCCUACUGGACGAGAUGCAGAGUUACAUGAACAGCCUCAACGAGGCCCCCAUGGACGUGGGGCUGGGGCCCGAGGGGGAGGCACCCCCCAGCCCCGACGCCCAGGAGGAGGAGGCCAUCGGCGCCAUCUCACGGGCCUAUCAUGACAUCUUUGUCAGCGGGCAGGACCGGCUGGGCAAGCAGGCUGAGCCUUACCCCUCGCUCAGCUACACCGACCAGCAGCUCAAUAACGGUUACGCCUACGGGCAGUACGACUCAGCUGGCCUGCCCCUCUCCGGCUAUGGUGCCUGCCCCCAGGAGGCCACCAGCUAUGUGGACAACGGGCCCCGCCGCUUCGGCAACGACAUCUACCAGGCCCAGCAGGCCGGGUACCUGGCCAACGCUGGGCACUACCCCACCUUUGAGUACAGCUACUCGGAGGGCAGCCCCCAGAGGGCAUGCCCCUGGCGUUCCACCACCAGCAGAGGCAUUGCGUGCCCGCUGAAUGCCAGCCCAUACUGCAGCAAUGGGAACAGCAGCCAGCAGGUGUGGGAGGAGUUCUCCCAGUGCUUCACGCCCGCUGUCAAGGAGGUGGUGGAGUUCGCCAAGAGCAUCCCAGGCUUCCAGUCACUCUGCCAGCAGGACCAGGUCAUGCUCCUCAAGGCGGGCACCUUCCAGGUGCUCAUGGUGCGGUUCUCCUCCCUCUUCAACCCCAAGGAGAAGGUGGUGACGUUCCUGAGUGGUGAGACCUACUCGCUCUGCAGCCUGCGCUCCAUGGGCAUGGGCUGCCUGCUGGACGCCAUGUUCGAGUUCAGUGAGAAGCUCAGCUCCCUCGGGCUGGAUGCCCAGGAGAUGGCGCUCUUCAUGGCUGUCGUCCUUGUCUCGGCAGAUCGCUCUGGCAUCUCAGACGUGGAUGCCGUGGAAAUCCUUCAGGAGACCCUCAUCCGGGCCCUGCGGACUCUGGUGACAAAGAAGCACCCCGACGACUCCACCCUCUUCCCCAAACUCCUCCUGCGCCUUCCCGACCUGCGGACCCUCAACAACCAGCACUCGGAGAAGCUCCUGGCCUUCCGGAUCGAUCCUUAAGCCAACCGGAGACACCCGCCCUCCGAGCCUAGGGGGAAAAGGAUCAAGAACGGUCACCGGACCCAGCCCCUCAGGCUGCAUUUAGCUCUUUCGAAGAUGAGGACGGAGGGCUCUGGCGCUGCCGGGCAGCACGUGGCCUGUCGGAGCCGGGCUCUGCCAGCGCACGUCCCCUGACCCGGGGCGAGUGGGUUCAGGAGGAGAGUUCACACCUCCCGCACAGCGCUCUCUGCAGCACAGCAAGGCCUGGAGAGCGAAGCAAACAUGCGUCCGAACUGACCACACCAACAAAGACACAGUGUAUAUAUGUGUAUAGAAUUCUCUCUCUGUAUUGUGUUGAGGUUCUAGUCUGUAUAUAAGAACCUGGAUAUGUUGUACAUACAGCGCAUCGGUAGAUCUCGGGGGGAUGACUCACCCCACUCAUGUUUCAUUUGACGACCUGGUUCCUUCUUAGGGUGCACGCUGUUUUAUCCCAUUCCUCUCCACCUCCACCCUCCAUCCGUACCAGCCCUCUCCUAUGGAGAAAACAGCACAGAUGGCUUGUGGAGCUGCGCUCUGUGGAUGGCAUAAGAUAGACUGGAUCAGAAAGUGAUAUUCAAGGAGCCUUUUCGUCAGGGAUGGUAGAAGCACUCAUCCGGUCCCCAAAUCCCGACCUGAGGCCAAACAUAGGAUGGUGUAAAUCAGGAGGGACUCACUAAAGUCAAUGCUGUGCUUUUUCCUGGCUGGUAUUUUUUAAAAAUGUCUCUUGCCAUCAGGGCUUUCAGGGUGUUUUUGGAAGAGGCUUGGCU